Molecule: messenger RNA, 624 nt
Organism: Vitis vinifera (wine grape)
Lineage: Eukaryota; Viridiplantae; Streptophyta; Magnoliopsida; Vitales; Vitaceae
Exons: 1
Coding region: 1-624 (207 amino acids)
Source: RefSeq, a predicted model, not a curated record
AUGGCGCGAUAUCUAACUAAAGUAAGGGACACCUUACAACGAUUCACCGAAUGGACGAUCGAAAAAAUCAGAAGAACUAAAAAUGGGCGCACCGACGCCUUGGCAGGCAUAGCUACCUCCCUCCCCAUCAAAGAAGCCAUAUUGUUGCCUAUACAUGUGCAAACCAACCCUUCCGUCGCGGAAGCUUCCACUUGCAACACCAUUGAGGCAAAACAAGCAGACGGCCAAGAGUGGACGAACGACAUUAUAGGGUACCUCCGGACAGGCACUCUGCCCGAGGAUACCAAGCAGACACACAAAAUCCGGGUGCAAGCCGCCCGUUUCACCCUGAUUGGAGGGCACUUGUACAAACGAUCCUUCACAGGUCCCUACCUUCUGUGCCUAAACCAUUCAGAGGCCCUGUAUGUAUUAGCUGAAUUGCACGAGGGGGUAUGUGGAAAUCAUUCUAGAGGACGAUCUCUGGCGUAUAGGGCCCAUUCGCAAGGAUAUUACUGGCCCACGAUGAAGAAGGAUGCGGCAGCCUAUGUCAAAAAAUGCGACAAAUGUCAAAGGCAUGCUCCCGUACCACAUGUGCCAUCGGAGACAUUAAAACCAAUUUCAGGCCCUUGGCCCUUUGCGCAGUAG